AUGAAAAAACUGGACCCCAGAUUACUAGGCACCUCAUCUAAUGUUAAUGAAAGGUGGUCAGGAAGUUCGUCUAGGCGGAGUGAGCUAGCUGCAGCCCGGAAGAGACUCAUAAAUUUAAGUAACUACUAUGGGACGUUGGAAACGCAUAGCCACUCCUCAUCUAAGUCUGAGGAUCUUCUGGAGUCACUAGCCAACCUCUGCAGCGGUGAUAACGUAAAUAAAACAUUCGCACAGCUGAUAUCUAAUAAGCAGAAGUGCCUAGAGCUUAAAGAAGCGUCAAUAUACUUCCCCGUCUCAGAGAUGCUUCAAUUAAUUCAUAUAGAAAAUACGCAGCAUACUAGCAAUGUCCGUAACGAAGCCCGGGAGCUGCUGAAGAAGCACUCUCCGCAGGACGUUAUUCUUUCCUGCUGGACUGGCCUCCUGAAUCUUCUCCUAUCCAAAGAGCACACUCCCAGUGGAUAUCCAGAGCCAGCAUUCGGCUCUAACUUCUCCACAUACGUAUCUGAGGAUCUCUGUGCAGCCGAUCACGACUCCACAAACUUCUCGGAUCAGUGCUUCGACGGCUGGACAGACUUGCUUCAAAUUCUGGGAGAGGUCGACCAGAUCUAUAUUCGUAUAGAUAUGCACGGCGAACCUGAAUUGGCACAAAGCAUACCAGGCCUGCCUACCGUCCUAGAAAACGUAGCGCUUACUCUCACGGACGUCCUCUGCACAAAGAUCCAGGAUCGUGAUAAUGAAAUGCACUGUCUCCUCAAUCUGAUAGUAUACGACAUCUCGCUAAACUACUCUCCGAUCCAGCACAACGGCAUCCUUCAGGGCAUUCGGACUCUCUUGCUCAUAGACUGCAGAAAGGACGAGGUAGACGACGACACGCACUACGAUUUUUUCUCUUAUCCAAACAUAGAAACCUUUGGUCUUCUUAACUCGACAAUACCGCUGGCAUUAGUCAAAUGUCUUGAAGGCUCCACGCCGCCAAUAGUAAGAGCAGGCGCGUCUUCGCAAUACACGCAGACAGGGAUCAAGCGCCUCUGGCUCAACGAGUCAAUCAUAUGCGGAGAUGUACGUUCCGAUGAGGAGCCUCUCACACGAGCAAAAUUAGCACUACACUAUCUGCUGACUUCUGUAACAAAUCUCACCCUUUCCCGUCAACUGCGUGACUUGUGUCUACCGGCAGACCUUCCUCUGGAAGCCUACGAGUUCCUCCUUGACCACGGUAUAUCGGGGAUUCUUUUCAUGAACCUCAGGAAUCUGACUAUACAUAAGCUCAAUCAGCCAGUAAGCCUUGCAACGUAUAUACCAGACCAGACGAAGGGGCGAGCUAAUCUUGAAACCUUCUACGCUAGCCGCCUCCAAUCGAAUAACACAACCGUCGCGGAAUUCUUGGCCAGCUCUAACCUUGAAGGAUUGCUAAUUGACCCCUACCCUGCUCUUACCUUUAAUUCUGAGGAACAGAACAGGUACCAGGGGGCUCUUUCUUUGUUUGCACGCAAAGCAACGGCGUCGACUAUCCGUCAAGAUGCUUGUUUCUCUUCUCAAUCCAUCCACCAACGAUGCAUAACCUCCGCUGCAGCGCGGUGCAUUCCUAAUACAGAGUUCUCUGCAGACGAGCUGAUGAUGCUCGACAGAAGGGUUCCGGCCAAGUGCGGCAUACUGCUUUGCGGUGCAUUAGAGACAGAUGUAGCUCUUAGCAUAGCGACUUCUUUGUCUUAUCUUCUAAUUCCUUACGAGGCAGGCAAACUGGACUACUCUCCCACCUGUCGCCUGGUGACAGAAACACUGGUCAGACUACACGCCCUAAGUUUGCAAUUCAGUAAUGACUGUUAUACUUGCAAAUCACAGGUGUUAUGUUACACUCCUUUUGCUCAUGUAACACGAAUAGUAGACCCAAAUCACGAAAGACUGAAGCACAUGCGUGCGAUUCUUACGACUUAUACAUCAGGGACCCCUGGGCCCGAAAUCGGAGAUCCAGUCAAUGAAGCUUUGGCAAAUCUUUGCCUUGAUACAUUGGAACACUGUUUGAAAUUUCGCGAAAGAGACGAUCUGGAUUUCAGCUGUAGAAGCCAGGGAACGGACUCUAAAACUGGCCCUACCAUCACCCUUGUUGCCGGCUCGGGGAGUGUCCACACCAUUGUUGCGCUUACCCUGGUCAUCUUGCUAGAGAUGGGCUUUGCAGGACCAAUGUCCAUUGACUUGCGUCCAGGCAUCCUUCUCGCGAGUAUGCGUAAUUCACAAAACUAUAUUGAGAAGUAUCUUUCCCAGAUAGCGUUGUUUCCAUUUAUCAAAAAAAUAGCUCUUCCGGCGGACGCCACGAUGCUUCGCUUGAACAACGCCUCUCGGAAGUUUGUGGUUUUUGAUGAGGACAACAAUGAAAAGCCUUUUGCAACGCAGGUCCAUGGAGCUAGGCGGAUUUUCAAAAGGUAG
Molecule: messenger RNA, 2421 nt
Organism: Giardia duodenalis
Lineage: Eukaryota; Fornicata; Diplomonadida; Hexamitidae
Exons: 1
Coding region: 1-2421 (806 amino acids)
Source: RefSeq, a predicted model, not a curated record